UAUGAGCCAAACAAGAUGACAUGCAGUAUGUUUUCAGAUCACCAACAACUUCAGGAUAACACAGGCCUUCAGACUGUGCCUAAACUGUCGCAUGUGCGAAAAAAAAUAUUAAUUUAAGGUGAUAUUUUUGUGUAGGUCGCACCAGCGUCUAAUCUUUGUUUCUUUCACACUCUGCUGGCGUACCAAAGCCUGAUGAGGCAGCACUGGAAUCCGCACACGCAGAUCUCCUCAGAAAACUAUUUUAGCGCUUGUUAUUGACAAGUAGACACAUGAUGAGUCUGAGAAGUUCAGGGAAUGUAUCUGUUAUAAGACACCGCUGGAUCACUUCAAAUCCAUUCACAGCCAGAAUGAACAACAUAACAAAUUCUAUUGUUAAGUUUAAUUUGAAGUAAUCUUUACGUUGUGUUUGGAACAUGCAGAAAAGUGUCAUUAUUACAAACUAAAAUCAACAUAUUAGCGUAACAAACCAUUUCGUAAUACUAAAAGUAAAUAUAUAACUUACUUUAUCUUACAGUAUAAUAUAUAAAUCUGGUCUUUUUCGUUGGUUUAACUGAAUUCAGAGGGAUUUGAUCUGUUGUGUUCAGAGUUAAGUCAGUCUUAGCAGUAAUCAAUAACACUUCUCUGCCUCUUUAAAUGAGCAGAACCCGAUCUGAUGUCAUCUGCUGUAGAUGCAUAGACAUGCAGUAUUUAAAGACUAUUUAGACACAUUUACACAUAUUUAUAUUUCGCUACAAAUGUGAACACAUUUCAAACUAUCUGUGGAAUUCUGAAGAUUUUUCCCAAAUUUUGGGGUGGAAUGAACAAAAAGUCCUGUAUGUUCCAUAUGAACAACUUGAAAGAAAAGCUUUAUGAGCAAAACCUAUGAGAGGGAAGAUUUACACACAACAGGAUAACUAAAAGUAUAUAUUUUUUUAAUUUUUUUAAAACUUAUUUGGCGCCAUUGGCUCAUUAACUGAUAUUUGUGUCUGGAGCCCAGUGUACCAUACAUAUCACGAUGCAAGGUCGCGGUACAAUACAUCAGUCAAGACAGGUCAGUUUUUCAUUAGGUUUCUUUGAUCAGAAUUUCUUAACAGAAUUAUCUGUAUGCUCAGUUUUAAAAUGAUACUCCACCCAAAAAUGAAAUUCUGUCAGCAUUUACUCAACCUCACGCCGGCACACAUUCACUUCUAUUGUACGGACACAAAACCAAUGCCAGUGAAUGGGUGGCGGUUAACAACAGUUUUCUUUGUGUUCUGCGGAAAUGAGAAAGUCAUACAGGUUUGAAAUGACAAAAGGGUGAGUAAAUCAUGGUGGAAUUUUCAUUUUUGGGUGAACUAUCACUUAAGGAAACAUUUUCUGCUGGAGGAAAACAUGUUUAGUGGUUUAAGGGCGGGGUAACAUGCUAUGUCAUGCAUUCAGACUUCAUUACCCUGUUGAAAGUGCUGGCUUCUCAAGCUUAAUAUGGUUAUUAAAAAACAAGUUGGACGUAUAAUUUCUGUGCUUGAUACACUCCAGCACUCCAACUUGUUUCAGAAAGUUUUUUUAAGUCUGGAUCUCUGUUUCGUAACAGGGAUCCUAUUCCUUUUACUGGCCAUCUCCCAGAAAAGCACGGCAAAAGAAAGUCAAGAGGUUUUAUACAGGCUCAUUCAGUUCAAAAACAUUACAAAAUUUAUAUUUAUUUCUCUUAAGAAGAUAUUGUGUCACUUACCCAAUAUAACAGUUGCUUUUCUGAAAUAAAACCAGAAUAAAAACCUCCAGCCUCGGCUGAAAAAUGUGAUCUCUGAAGGACGCAUGCCUUGUUUUGGUCUUUUUUUUAACUUUAGAUCCUGUUUCUUAUACUAACCCCAGUAAUAAUAAAGUUGUUCAUAGUGUGUUAUAACUUUUGUGCGUUCAUUUUGAAUGUUGCACUAUGGCAGCUAUACGUUCACGCAACUCAAGUAACGAAAAACAAAUAUACUUUAUCAGUUAUUAUUAUACAGUUAUUUUAAGCACUCUUUAAAUAGAAAAAGACAAAAAAUAUUGUCUCUAAUGUCACAGAUUGUCGGCCUGAAACAACUGCUCUUUUUCAGCCUACUACUUAAACUGAGACAUUUAUUCAUAAGUUUAUUAUAAACUGAAAACAAUUAGGUUUACGAGACACAUUUAUGUCUGAGCGGGAUUUGGUUUUCGUAAUGUAAGUCGAGCAUUUGCUUGGUACAUGAGCGACUAAGCGAGACAUUGAGCGAAAUAUUGAGACACACCGCUCCGCUCACAUAGUCUGGUGUGAGUGGCUUGUGACCGUGUGUGCGUCCUCCUCUUGCGUGUUCACAAGCACUCUCUUCCGAUGAGCUCCACGUGUGUGCGCGAGCCCUCGCCCUCUCGUAUUUAACUGUCACUUGCAUUUAAAAUCAAAGAAGCGAUCGUAAUACAGCAACACAUUGUGGAGAAAGGGUAAACAGCGUAUAGCCACUCUUUAAUGUAGAUGUACUGUAUUGUGAUUUUGUCCAAUGAUGUUGUGUUUAUAAAUCAGGAUUUUAGCAGCGGUUAAAGUGACUGCUGGUGGCAUCCCGCCAUAAAAUACAGUUUAAUGUGACAGAUAAGAGAGUAGAAGAAGAAGAGAUAAGUGCUAACACUUACACAAUGCAAACACAAUGUGAUGACGACACACAUAUCCUAAGUAGUUUGUGACGUCACCAGCACCACAAGUUUGUCAAAAUCCUGUGGGAAACACUGUUGUGAUGAUGUGUUGUGUGCUCGUGCCUCCAGCAGCUCGUGCUCUUCUGGAAAUAAUGGUUCAGCUGUAUCUAUCUUUUAUAAAAGUGAUCAAACAAAAUAAUUUUCAAAGAUACGAUGUUGUACAGUGCUCAAGAGUAAUAUGAGAUUGGCAGAAACUGAGUGUAUCGCCCCAUCUUUAACAAACUCAAUCUUACAAAAUUUACAUUCUAAAUGCUUAUAAAUGUGGACAAUACGUUAAUCUUGAAGUUUGUAUGAAACACAUCUGCUUAGAAUGUUAAAGGAAGAAGGGGAUGUCUGUCAAGGUUUGAAAAGAUUGCAUCAUUAAAUGACUGAAGUUUACUAUAACUGAAGUAUUCAAAAUUAUAGGAGAGAUUUUAGCAGACUGUUUAAUGGACUAUUUUAUUUGGCAAACUUGUAUUACAAACGGAUUAGUCACUUUCAUCAGAUCAGGUAAUGUGUAAUAUGACAUUUUUUACAAUUUAAAGUAUUUACAUUAUGUAAUAAUCAUUUUUCCAUUAUCUAUUAUAAAAAAUUAAGACAGAAAUGUAUUUUAGAAAGUUCUUAAGAUGGUUGACAUCUUUCCGUGUACAGCUGAAUAAACUUAGCAUGCAGGCCCAGAGCCUUGGUCUAGCCCUCCAGGUGGUGGCCGUCUGACACCGAUGAAUCGGGACAGCACGCUCGACCUGGGGUACGUGGACAUAUCCCUUAGCUGCCCCAGUGUCAAGGGAAGUCAGGGCAACGUAGCUCGUUUGACGUGAAAGGGGCGUUCUAGGUCUUGGUGAGCUCCUCAUGCAUCUCCAGGAAAAAAGAUACCGGGUCGGAAACCGGGUCGGUUCUCAAGAUGCAGUCUCGACACAACCUCAAGAGACUGACAGAAAAGGAACUUUUCAGAAAAUUCUGAGACCGACAGAAGGCUGUAACAGAUUUGGAGAAGCCUGAGGGCGAACAAUUUGAUACUCAAAUAAUUUUUUUACAAACCUAACCGAAUGUUCAGAAAUCAUAUUUUAUCUGUCUAUUACUUGAGACAGCUCUGGAUCAUUUCAAAUCCGCUUACAACAAGAAGAAACGACGUAACGUUUUACGUGAAGUUAUAUUUACAUUGUGUUGUGAACAUGAAGAAACAACUCAUUUAUUACACACUAAACCUAUCUCAAGAACACAAGGCCAUUUUAUUUUCAUGUACAGCACUAUAAACAAUCAAAUAUAUACUACUUAAAAGUACGUAUAUCAUAAAUAUGGUCUUGACAUUAUUAGUUAGUUUAAAUGAAUUCAGAGUACUAAUUUGUUCUGGUGUAUUAAGAGUUAAACAGUGUCUGUAUUAUCAGAUCAGGCUCCUCUGAAUUCACUGCUUCUUUUGAACCAAGUGUGCUGUCACCUGAAGUUCAAUGCAUAGACAGGCAGCAUUCUAACACUGUUUGAACACAUUUACACACAUUUGUGGACAAAACCUUUCCUUUAGCUCAGUGGUUAGAGAAUGACAGUAGCGAUGCCACGGUCAUGGCUUGGAUCCCAGGGGAUUGCACAUAGUCAGAAAUGUAUAAUACAAUGCAAUGUAAAUCGCUUUGGAUAAAAGCAUCUGCCAAAUGCAUAAAUGCAAAAGCAAACACAUUUAAUGGAUGGGAGAAAAGGACUAUAUCCUGAAUCACACAAGCGAGUCGUCUGUCGUUUUCAUUUCAGUUCUGGGUCACUCCGUGUAAUACCCGAAUUCGUCCCAUUUGCGAAACUGCAUGCGGUAGGCCAAUCACAGCAGACUAGACCAUCUGACCAAUCAGAUCAGAGUAGGCUGACAGAAAGGAGUGGAUUAGACGGAUAAAUGGCCAAACGAAUCAUUUGAGAGUCAGUCAAGAGAAACCAAAGCAGGACCUUCAAAUCUAAAAACAUUUACUGUUUAAUGAUGGCGAAUGUGUGUCCUCCCGUUGGAAGCCACUUGCCCUUCUUUUAUUGUGGUCUGACGCCGACUCUGAUGAUCUGGUCCUGUAAAAUGGGAUCAUUCUGAUCCAGUUUCAACUUUCUAAACAACUGACCUCUGGAGAAUUGAACACAGACCAAGUGUCUAUGAAGAUGAAGGCUUUGAGACUAAUGUGAUGUCUGAUGUUUGAUGUCUCAGUGAUCUCACAGCCCAUCAAAGUCCCUCUGACAUCACUGCCGCUGACGGAGCAGAAAACCUAGCGUAUAAGCCUCAUCUCAGCAGGUCCAGUGUGGGUGAGGAUCUCCCUCAUGUAGACCCAACUGAAAAAGUGAGCAAUGCCUCUCGCUUCCUGAAAGAACAGGGAGGAAACACCAGUCCAGACGUGGAGGCGUCUGUGCCCUGUAAAGAUCAAGAUAUUCCCACCUUUGAUGAAUGGACUAAACUCAUGAUGGAGAAUGAAAAGAGUGAAAGCACACGUGUUUCUGUUGGAAAUCAUGGUGGUAAACAAGUUCAGCAGAUCUUCAGUAACUACGCUUCUGUGGAGUGUGGAGCAAAAAUACUGUCCUCAAAUCCUGAAGCAAAGAGUACUUCAGCUGUUCUGAUGGACAACAUGGACAUGUACAUGCUGAACCCCUGCAAUAACAAGAUAUGGUUCAUUGUUGAGCUGUGUCAGCCCAUUCAGGUGAAGCAGCUGGACAUCGCAAACUUUGAGAUCUUCUCCUCAAACCCCAGAGAUUUUCUGGUGUCCAUUAGCGACAGAUAUCCAACCAACAAAUGGGUGAAGUUGGGAAGGUUUCAUGCUCGGGACGAGCGGACAGUGCAGAGUUUCCCACUGAAUGAGCAGAUGUUUGCUAAACACACUAAGAUGUUCACCAAAUACAUGAAGGUGGAGUUGCUGUCUCAUUUCGGUUCUGAACAUUUCUGUCCUCUCAGUAUGGUCAGGGUUUUUGGCACCAGUAUGAUGGAGGAGUAUGAGAUGAACUCAUCUGACAGACAACACUUUCAUGAUGAUCCAGAUGACGAUCCGUCUCCUGAUUUUCUGCCAUUAGAUGAGAAAUCCUCCAGAAAUCUGAUUGGAUCUGCUAAAGAUGUUCUGCUCACGAUGGUGAACAACAUCGCUGCUAAUGUCCUCGGCGGCAGGGACGCAGGGAAUUGUUCCACUGAAGGUUUGAAUAAAUCAGAAGAACCUCCUCCACCCAAUGUAUCAGUGUCUGUGGUGUCUGAUGGACUCCAUGUGAAUGAGACUUCAGCGGAUCAUCCCAUCGUCCGUCUGCUGUCAGGUGACGAAGAGUCAGACCAAUCGUCUUGUGUGACUGUCUCUCAGAGGUCCUGUACACGUGCUCACUCUCUCUGGGAGUAUCUUCUACAGCGUAGCUUGUCUCGGUCCAUCGUUCAGAAACCCAUCUCAUCUUCUCCAGACACAAAACAAAACUUGGCCUCAAUCGCCGAGAAAUCUGCAGAAAACUCCCAAACCAAAUCCAGCCUGGAAUCCGCGUCUUCCAUUCUCCAGCCUUCAGAUCAUCUGCAUGCGUCCAGCGAGCUGACGCAUCCCGUGGAAGCUGAAGCUGCGUCUGUGAGCACUGAAGACAGUGUUGACCGGCUCACACCGGAGAAACCCGUCCUCGUCGUGUCAAGCCCGUCACUUCCGCAGGUUUCCUCUUCACUCGCCGCGGUGGAUGGUCCAGCGCCGAACUCGUCCAUAGACGAGAGGACACCCACCCGCAGUGCCACGGACGGCUCACAGAGCAGCGAGCUAUUAGAUGACGUCACCAUGCUGGAGAUGACCACUGCUGACCUUCCAUCGCAUGGCUCCGGUCAGAAAGAGUCCGUCUUCAUGAGACUCAACAAUCGCAUUAAAGUCCUGGAGAUGAACAUGUCGCUCAGCGGACGAUACCUGGAGCAGCUGAGCCAGAGGUACAGGAGACAGAUGGAGGACAUGCAGAGAGCUUUUAACCAAACACUCCAAACACUGCAGAAUACCUCCAGAAUAGCAGAGGAACAGGACCUGAAACAGACGGAGUCUAUCCAGACACUACACACUCAGCUGGAAAACGUCUCUCACCUCGUUCUUCUUUUAUCUGUCAGUGUGAGUCAACUACAGACCCAGGUGUCUGACAGGCAGAGCUACAUUGUGUCGUGUCUGGUGCUUUGUGUUUUUCUGGGAAUUCUCAUUUGUUUGAACCACCGUCAGAUGUUGGAUGAGGUUUCUCCGCUUGAGUCGGACACAUCUUACUGUCCGGACAGAAAUGUUGGUGCUUGUUAUGAAGAUGCGACUGUGAGACGCAGAGCUUCAGACCCACUUUCACUGUCAUCAUUCCAGAUUUCUGCAGCAGGUGUUGAAGAAACUAACAGUCAGGUACACUCUCCAGUUAGUAUAAAGAAUACACAUGAUUGUAAAUUUAAGAAGAGUUCAGAGGAUCUCUGCAGUUCAGGUGUAGAUGUUACUCCUCAUUCACUGGACCUGAAACUCAUGAGUACUGAUCCAGGAUCUGGAGAUAUGUUGUCAGAUGUCAGUUCUGAGAGCUCCUCGCAGUCUGAUGACGCUCUCUUCUGUGGGAUUUCUACCUGCGUUCGUCUCUGUGAGGCUUUACCAUCACCCAAACCCUGGACACAAAAGACAAGAGACUCGCAGCAGCAGUACAUUACAGUGGAACAUCUGCAUCUGACUACACAGUGCAGUGGCCCGACGCCAGUAAAUCAACACCAGAACUGAACCUCCAUAUAUAACUUCCAUUCCCUGUUAUUUGAGGUUCUGUAUGAAGCUACACAGUUUUUUUUUUGAUAAUGCACUGCUGGCCUUGAGACAAUCACAAAUAAAACGAUCUACUUAAAAUCA
Molecule: messenger RNA, 7439 nt
Organism: Triplophysa dalaica
Lineage: Eukaryota; Metazoa; Chordata; Actinopteri; Cypriniformes; Nemacheilidae
Product: SUN domain-containing ossification factor-like
Exons: 21
Coding region: 5049-7316 (755 amino acids)
Biological process (GO): regulation of bone remodeling; protein folding in endoplasmic reticulum
Cellular component (GO): membrane; cytoplasm
Source: RefSeq, a predicted model, not a curated record